Molecule: messenger RNA, 1589 nt
Organism: Mobula hypostoma (lesser devil ray)
Lineage: Eukaryota; Metazoa; Chordata; Chondrichthyes; Myliobatiformes; Myliobatidae
Gene: cep20
Product: centrosomal protein 20
Exons: 5
Coding region: 447-908 (153 amino acids)
Biological process (GO): microtubule anchoring; cilium assembly
Cellular component (GO): ciliary basal body; motile cilium; centrosome
Molecular function (GO): protein binding
Source: RefSeq, a predicted model, not a curated record
GCGGGAUCGCAGGCGGGCAAAUGGCGACGGUUAGCGAGCUAAAGGCCGGUAGGUGUCAGCAACUGGUGUUGGAUUGAAAUCAUGUGCGGGAAGAUGGUUGCUGUGAAAGAUCACGCAGUGCUGGCAAAGUCAAUAGGUUGUGAAGGACGGCUAUCCGGAGGCGGGAUUGUGAACCGGCUUCAUUCUGUUCAGAAGCCCGGCCUGGACCCUUGAGAACGGUGGACCAAGUGUUGGCAGUGUACCAACAAAGUGAUGAACAACCCGCCAACGCAGAAGCAUGACCACAGUACCCACAAAACUGAGAUCGUCUACGGCUCACCAAGCCAGGGAGGUGGCGACGGACAGAGUUGUAUAGGGUCCAAACAACUGAAGACAACAGGCCACACACAAUAGGAUGUAUAAAUGUACGCAAAGUUCUGAAAGAGACCUUGGAGAAAAGAGGUGUAAUGGGCCAACUAAAAGCCCAAAUUCGAGCUGAGGUUUUUAGUGCUCUGGAUGAUCAGAGUGAGCCAAGGCCCCCACUGUCACAUGAAAAUCUUCUUAUUAAUGAACUCAUCCGUGAAUAUCUUGAAUUUAAUAAAUACAAGUACACAGCAUCAGUGCUGACUGCAGAGGCUGACCAACCUGAGAUACCCUUAGAGAGACAAUUUCUAGUGAAUGAACUGAAAAUUGUUGAAGAUUCAAGCAUUAAAACUGUCCCUCUACUAUAUGGAAUUCUAGCUCAUUUUAUAAAUGGCAAAAAGGAGGAUGGAGUAAAAAUUCUUGGUAAAACUACAUCUGUGCCAAAUGUAAAGAAGGUGACUUUAAGGGAGCCAAAUGAAAAAUGUAGUUCAGAUGACUUGCCUGAAUCUAGCAGAUUUGCAGGAAGAAGCUUUGAAGAACCUUUUGUUCUCAAAGGCGGACAUUGAUUAUUGUUGACUAUCCUUUGCCUAUACGUAAUCUAAAACCUUGAUUAUUUUUCUUGAAUAAACCGAGUCCCUCAAAAUAAAUAUGCAGUUUAGUGCUUGUCUCUUCUUGAUAAGGUCUUGUAUGAUACCAGUUUAAAAUUCUAAACUUAAUAUGACCAGCCUUCAAUUGCAUGAUCAUUUAUACCAUGCAACUCGUUCUUGUACUUCAAGUACAUACAUGAUCAUUUGACUAAAUAUUUUGAUGUUGUGACGUGAUUAUUAUUCUUUUUGACACCGCUUUUUUUCAAACUUAGUCCUUUGUUUUGCCUGUAAUAAACCCUAUCAAAAUAAUUUGACAGGCUAUAAUUAAUGUCACUACGCAAGUUAUAUCGUAAAAUGUUAUACAACUUUUUAACAUUCAUUUUAAGGUUCAGCAAUUACGAUCACAAUGUAGUUUGGUUCCCCAUUAACCUGUUUAACUUACUAAUGUAAACAAGCCUUUUUCAAGUUGGUAAAACUUAAAGGUUUUUAGCAAAGAGACCAUAAACACAAUUGAAUUGUUUAACAUGACAGACUUGAAUGUGUUAUGGGUAUUAUCAAUGCCAUAACUGUACAUUGAAGCCAUUAUGUGGAAAUAUUUGUACCUUCCUCUUGUUAAAUAUAUUGUAAAAUGUUUUUUACUUAAUAAAUUUUACUUUGUCA